AUGGCGGGAACUGACGGUUAUACCAUGGGGCUCGUCAGCGUCACGCCCAAACCAGUUGGUGCGAGCGUCACAGUCUUGGAAGCUGUCGGGAAGACUGUGGUCAGCGCGUUCAUGCUCAUCUUUGGCACCGUUGGAAACUCCUUGAUUCUUAGCGUGUAUCGGAGAAAACUGCAGAAGACGAGUACCCACAUACUCAUCAUGGGACUAGCAGGUGUGGAUUUGGGUGUCUGUUUGAUGCGAAUCCGGAAUCUGGCCAAGUUUGCUUACGUCUUAUCUGGGAAACCUAUCCCAGAUAUCGUGGAGUAUCCUUUUGUUCUACUAGACGUCAUUCUUCUUGGUUGCUCCUCAUUGUUGAUGGGUAUCAUCGCCUUGGAUCGCUAUGACAGCGUCUGUCGACCACACAGGCGAAUUUUCAACAAACUCCGUGCCAAACUGGCAAUCCUGGCCAGUCUUGUGUUCAUGUUAGCACUCGCGCUGCCGAAUUUUAUGACUAAAAACAACCCCACCGUCAAUAUUCAGAGAUACACCUUGGUGCUGCAGGUGAUUGACUACGUCAUUCCGUUACUGAUGGUCAUCGUGUGUUACGGUAGAGUGUAUAUUGCCAUUCGGAGACAGGCAAGGGUGGGUUGGGUGGGUUCUGGUCGAGUAGGGAGGAAAGUACGUAACCUAUCGGCUAUCAGUCCAAACAUUCACUUUAGAGUUGAUGAGGUUGACAGACAUGAGAUGAAAGUUACUUCCUUCUGCAACGAACUUCAGUUAAAUGAUGGAGCAUCAACAUCCGCAAAUCAACAAACAACACGUGAAUCGCAGGGACCUGCACGUGAAGUGUCCAGAAAGAAAGCUACCAAGAGCACGAACCGUCUCACAUUUUCAGUGAAAAGUCACGAUCAAAAGUGGGCUGACAAACCAAUCGCCCCAAAACGCAUCCGGUGGCGGGAGCCUCCAUCUAGUAUCCUGCCUCCCAUGAGGGCCUCCGGGCAGAAGAAAGUCACCCGAAUGCUGUUCAUCACCAGUGUGGUGUUUUUGCUGGCGUGGCUGCCCUAUUGGGUCUACGUCGCCAUUGAACUCUUCCGUCAGGACGGAGGGAAGUUAGACGACGGCGUUUUGCCCGCCUUAGCGGUCGUUUCAAUGUUCAUUCCCCUGAAUAGCACAGUCAAUCCUAUCAUUUAUGGACUAGCUAACCGGGGAUUUCGGCAAGAUUGUAAGAAUUUGUUCAAGAAGCUGAGACUCUGCUGA
Molecule: messenger RNA, 1236 nt
Organism: Patiria miniata (bat star)
Lineage: Eukaryota; Metazoa; Echinodermata; Asteroidea; Valvatida; Asterinidae
Product: 5-hydroxytryptamine receptor 1A-like
Exons: 1
Coding region: 1-1236 (411 amino acids)
Biological process (GO): neuropeptide signaling pathway
Cellular component (GO): membrane
Molecular function (GO): G protein-coupled peptide receptor activity
Source: RefSeq, a predicted model, not a curated record